Molecule: messenger RNA, 1315 nt
Organism: Carlito syrichta (Philippine tarsier)
Lineage: Eukaryota; Metazoa; Chordata; Mammalia; Primates; Tarsiidae
Gene: PDLIM2
Product: PDZ and LIM domain 2
Exons: 8
Coding region: 1-837 (278 amino acids)
Biological process (GO): muscle structure development; heart development; actin cytoskeleton organization
Cellular component (GO): filamentous actin; stress fiber; Z disc
Molecular function (GO): muscle alpha-actinin binding; actin binding
Source: RefSeq, a predicted model, not a curated record
AUGGCGCUGACAGUGGAUGUGGUCGGGCCAGCACCCUGGGGCUUCCGCAUCACGGGGGGCAGGGAUUUCCACACGCCCAUCACGGUGACCAAGGUGACAGCGCGGGGCAAGGCGGAGGCCGCCGACCUCCGACCCGGUGAUAUCAUCAUGGCCAUCAAUGGGGAGAGCGCGGAGGGCAUGCUACACGCCGAGGCCCAGAGCAAGAUCCGCCAGAGCCCCUCGCCCCUGCGGCUGCAGCUGGACCGGUCUCGGGCUGCCUCUCACGGGCAGACUAAUGGGGACAGCUCCGUGGAAGUGCUGGCGACUCGCUUCCAGGGCUCUGUGAGGAUGCCCGCUGACAGCCAUUCACCCCUGAGGUCUUCCUGCUCCAGUCUGGCCUCCCUCAGCCCCCGGCCGGGCAGCCCCUUCUCUACCCCACCCCCCACCAGCCCCCUUGCUGGAGAAGGCGUGAUCAACCGCAGUUUCCAGAACCUGGCACACUCUCCAGGCCUCACCGUGGCUGACCGCCUGUCCUACGGGGGCCGCCCCGGGAGCCGACAGGCCGGCCUCGGCCGCGCUGGCGACUCGGCUGUGCUGGUGCUGCCGCCUUCCCCGGGCCCGCGUUCCUCCAGCCCCAGUGUGGACUCAGAAGGGAGAAGCCAACUUCUGGACGAGGACUCUGAAGUCUUCAAGAUGCUGCAGGAAAAUCGUGAGGGGCGGGUGGCCCCUCGGCAGUCCAGCUCCUUUCGGCUCUUGCAGGAAGCCCUGGAGGCUGAGGAGAGAGGAACCAGGCCGUACGCAUCCAGGAGGGCCGGUACCGCCACCCCGGCUGCUACACCUGUGCAGAUUGUGGGUUGAACCUGAAGAUGCGCGGGCACUUCUGGGUGGGUGACGAGCUGUACUGCGAGAAGCACGCCCGCCAGCGCUACUCGGCAGCCCCCACCCUCAGCUCUCGGGCCUGAGCCCAACAGCCCUCAGCCACCUUUCCUUCCAACCCAGAACCGUGCCCAUAGCAAGCUGGCAUGGCAGGGGCAGUGGCGGGUGGUGGCUCUUACCUGACUGAACUAAGUUUGGGGGCCUGGGGCCCCUUUGUCCUCGCUGGGUGAGGCCAGGGUCUGGGACCUCUCCUGGGUUGCAGGUGCUGAGGGCAGCCUCACCUUCCCGGGCCUCUCCCCCGUGGGACAGUCACUGCACCAGGGUGGGACACAGAGGACCUAGAAGGAGAGGGUGGGCCAGAGGUGAAUGGGACUCACUCUGUAAAGUUUUCGACAUAUACGCUCUAUGAAUGAUAUAAAUAUGGACAGAAUAAAGCGGAUGCUUGUCUUUCUCUCCUUUC